GACAGGGCGGCUUCCGGCGGACACCCGGCCGGCGGCCAUGGGCAAGCGCGGGAGUCGCGGCCGCAGCCAGCUGCUGAGCUCGCUGAGCAAGAAGCAGAAGAAGCACCUGCGCGACUUCGGCGAGGAGCACCCCUUCUACGACAGGGUUUCCAAGAAGGAAGCAAAACCACAGAUUUGUCAACUGUCAGAGAGUUCAGACUCUUCACAUUCUGAAGAUGAAUCAGAGAGUGAACAAGAACACGUUUCUGGGUAUCACAAACUACUUGCCACAUUAAAGAAUGUUUCUGAGGAAGAGGAGGAGGAGGAGGAGGAGGAAGAUGAGGGGGAAGACAGUGCCGAGGACGAUGUAGUGAAUGAUGAAGAUGGUGGUGAUGACGGCAUGAAAGAAGAGAGGACAGCAGAGUCUGCUGAAGUGGAGGCAGAUGUGGCCUUAACUGCUGACCUUGAAAGAGAAGAUGGGGAAGAACCACCUGACACCUCUCAGAAGUCCCCAGAGGGGUUCAUAGAUGCAAAACACGAGUCUCUGUUCAGCUUGGAAACCAAUUUUCUGGAAGAAGAGAGUGGAGAUAGCUGUUCUCUGAAAACAUCUCAAGAUCCAUUUGUGCAGCAUGUGAACAAAGAACUGAGAGAGAAAGAGAUUCAAGCUGUUGCCACAAAUCCUCCAACUACCCAUCAGCUGAAAUGGCCCAUUUUGGGCCAGCUUGUGUUUUCAUCCAAAUUUGAGAAGAUGGAAACGUUUAAGCCUCCAAAGGAUAUCAACCUAACGUCCCUUCAUCUCCAGAAACCUCUGGGAUCCACCUGGACCAAGACCAACAGCCAAUUUCUAUCUGGUCCCCAGAACUCAAGUACUCCCUUCACCCCCCUCCAGAAAGAGCUCUUCUUGAUUAUGAAUUCUUAUCGAGACCUGUUCUACCCCGAAAGGACUGCUCUGAAGAAUGGGGAAGAGAUCCGCCACGUGUACUGCCUGCACGUCAUCAACCACGUCCUCAAAGCUAAUGCCCGGGUACUGGCCAACAACAGCCGGCGUCGGGCUGAGAAACUUGGGGUGGGUGAUGACGACGACUUCAGGGACCAAGGGCUGACGAGGCCCAAGGUACUGGUAGUGGUGCCCUUCCGGGAAGCUGCCUUGCGGGUGGUGCAGAUCUUCAUCAGCCUCCUUGAGGGUGACAGUAAGAAGAAAAUCAUUGUAAGCAACAAAAAGAGGUUUCAGGGAGAAUAUGGAUCAGAUCCUGAGGAGAGACCACCCAACCUGAAGAGGCCUGAGGAUUAUGAGGCUGUGUUUGUGGGCAACAUUGAUGACCACUUCAGGAUUGGAGUGGCCGUGCUUCAGAGGAGCAUCCGUCUCUACGCCCCCUUUUACUCCUCGGACAUUAUCAUCGCCUCCCCUCUGGGCUUGAGGACCAUCAUUGGUGCAGAAGGAGAGAAGAAGAGAGAUUUUGACUUUCUGUCUUCUAUCGAGCUUCUCGUCAUUGAUCAAGCUGACCUCUACUUGAUGCAGAAUUGGGAGCAUGUCCUGCAUCUGAUGAGCCAUAUGAACCUGUUGCCCUUGGACUCACACGGCGUGGACUUCUCUCGCGUGCGCAUGUGGAGCCUCAAUAACUGGUCCAAGUACUACCGCCAGACGCUGCUGUUUGGGGCCCUGCAGGAUGCCCAGCUCAACUCCCUGUUCAACAAGUACUGCUUCAACUCACAGGGCCAGGUGGCCGUGAGGAAUGUCCCAGUGACGGGCUCCAUCAAUCAUGUGCUGGUGCAGCUCCCGCAUGUUUUCCAGAGGAUGGAGGCCCCAGGCCUGGCUUCAGUGGUUGACUUCAGGUUUAACUUUUUUAUAAACAAGAUUUUGCCACAGUACCGGGAUGCUGUCAUGUCCCACACGCUCAUAUAUGUCCCCUCCUACUUUGACUUUGUGCGCCUCCGAAAUUACUUCAAGAAGGAGGAUCUGAACUUCACACACAUCUGCGAGUACACCCAGAAGUCUGGGGUCUCCAGGGCUCGGCACUUCUUCCUUCAAGGAGAAAAGCACUUUUUGCUCCUCACCGAGCGCUUCCAUUUCUACAAAAGGUAUACAAUAAAAGGCAUCAGAAACCUUAUAUUCUAUGAACUGCCUACGUAUCCUCACUUCUACAGUGAGAUCUGUAACAUGCUGAAAGCCACCAACAGAGGAGAGGAGGCCACGUGGACCUGCACUGUCCUCUACUCCAAGUACGAUGCCCAGAGGCUGGCUGCCGUGGUGGGUGUGGAGCGGGCGGCGCAGAUGCUGCAGUCCCAGAAGAGCGUCCAUCUCUUCAUCACCGGAGAGCAGUGAGUGGCCAGCUGCGUGCAGCACUGCUUGGACCCAUUCUGACAAAGCGCCACGCAUCGCCGGCUUAGCUGAUGGGCUUUUGUUUUCAGGUCAUGUGUUCCUGAAAAGUGAUUAUAAACCAAACAUCGGUUAGUCAUAGUUUUCAGACCUGGGGGGAUUUAGAAAGACUCAAAAAUUCACAAAUUGGAACUUUGUGUAAGCCAUAAAUCCCCUGCGAUUUUCAUUUGUGAUCCGAUAGGCGCUUUGAGUCUGCCUGUUUGACAUUCUCUCGCAGCGGAGCACCGCAGCCCUGCGUGUGGAGCGGCUUCUGAGACUCGGGGCGCGCUGCCUGUCAUCUUGAUUUUGGCACAGAUUUCUGUUUUUCCACCAGCCAAUUUUUUUUUUUUUU
Molecule: messenger RNA, 2687 nt
Organism: Jaculus jaculus (lesser Egyptian jerboa)
Lineage: Eukaryota; Metazoa; Chordata; Mammalia; Rodentia; Dipodidae
Gene: Utp25
Product: UTP25 small subunit processor component
Exons: 12
Coding region: 38-2302 (754 amino acids)
Biological process (GO): maturation of SSU-rRNA from tricistronic rRNA transcript (SSU-rRNA, 5.8S rRNA, LSU-rRNA)
Cellular component (GO): nucleolus; small-subunit processome
Molecular function (GO): rRNA binding; U3 snoRNA binding
Source: RefSeq, a predicted model, not a curated record